CGUAUGUCGCACCUCUUCCUUCUGCUCCUCCUCCAAUCCGGCUUCUGUUUCCGGAAUGAGCGGAGAGAGCCCCCCUCCCGAACUGCCUGCUUCUCCCGGACGUGGAGCUUCUGCGCCGGAUUGCUGCUCUGCCCCGUAGCUCGGGGGGGGGCGCUUCGGAAAGGAAAGGCGGGGCGGCAGGGAGGGAACCCCCGCCCGGUGGAUGUUGCAGGAAAGGAGAAUCGGGAGCGAGGACAAAGAGGGCCUGCCUACACCUGCAGCAGAAUUCCCCAACCCACCAAGGAUUUGAGACCAUCUAUUCUCACCUGGUUUAGCCGGCCGGUUGAAGCCGUUCCUGGGCUUGUGACCCCUAUUCUAUCCUGACAGCUUCUGGAAGCCACAGUUCUCUUCCUUGAAACCCAAACAGGAUUCUCUUUCCUCCCAAUCUGAAGAAGGAGAUGGAGAAGACAGUCAGAACUCCAGGGAAUGGGGCACCUUUAGUUUCAUUAGGAAUAGAAAUUAAAAUGUGUGACAUGCAGAAUAUUCUUCAUUGAAUGAGCACACAUAGUUCACAUCAACAACCUCCAACAGGGGAGAAACCAUUUAAAGGUAUGGAGUGUGGGAAAAGAUUCACUGAUAGUCGAAAACUUAGAACACAUCAGCGGAGUCACAUGGGCAAGAAUGGAUUCCAAUGCAGGGAGUGUGGGAAGAACUUUAGUCAAGAGUGGACUCCUCAAUAUACACCAGCGGACUCACACAGGGGAGAAACCAUAUAAAUGCAUGGAAUGUGGAAAGAGCUUCAGUCGGAGUGAUGCACUUAGCACUCAUCAACGGACUCACACAGGGGAGAAACCACAUAAAUGUAUGGAGUGUGGAAAGAGCUUCAGUCAGAGUGGACACUUAAGUUUACAUCAGCAGACUCACACAGGGGAGAAACCAUUUAAAUGUUUGGAGUGUGGAAAGAGCUUUAGUGAUAAUGGAUACCUUAAAUUACACCAGCGGAUUCACACAGGGGAGGAACCAUAUAAAUGUAUGGAGUGCGGAAAGAGCUUCAGUUUCAAUGCAGCCUUUAGAACACAUCAAAGGACUCACACAGGGGAGAAACCAUAUAAAUGUAUGGAGUGUGGAAAGAGCUUCAGUCAGAGUGGACACCUCAAUAUACAUCAACGGACACACACAGGAGAGAAACUAUUUAAAUGCAUGGAGUGCAGAAAGAGCUUUAGUGAUAAUGGAAGCCUUAGAACACAUCAACGGACUCACACAGGGGAGAAACCAUUUAAAUGUAUGGAGUGCGGAAAGAGCUUUAGUAAAAGUGGAAACCUUAGACAACAUCAACGGACUCACACAGGGGAGAAACCACAUAAAUGUAUGGAGUGUGGAAAGAGCUUCAGUCAGAGUGGACACCUCAAUAUACAUCAACGGACUCACACCGGGGAGAAACCAUUUAAAUGUAUGGAGUGUGGAAAGAGCUUUGGUGAUAAUGGAAGCCUUAGAAAACAUCAACGGACUCACACAGGGGAGAAACCAUAUAAAUGUUUGGAGUGUGGAAAGAGCUUCAGUCAGAAUGAAAGCCUUAGGAGACAUCAACGGACUCACACAGGAGAGAAACCAUUUAAAUGUUUGGAGUGUGGAAAGAGCUUCAGUCAGAAUGGAGACCUUAAAUUACAUGAGAGGAUUCACACAGGGCACAAACCUUAUGAAUGUAUGGAGUGUGGAAAGAGCUUCACUUUCAAUGGAAACCUUAGAAUACAUCAACGGACUCACACAGGGGAGAAACCAUAUAAAUGCAUGGAGUGCGGAAAGAGCUUCCGUUUUAAUGAAAACCUUAGAAGACAUCAACGGACUCACACAGGGGCGAAACCAUAUGAAUGUAUGGAGUGUGGAAAGAGCUUUGGUGAUAAUGGAAGCCUUAGAACACAUCAACGGACUCACACAGGAGAGAAACCAUUUAAAUGUAUGGAGUGUGGAAAGAGCUUUGGUGAUAAUGGAAGCCUUAGAACACAUCAACGGACUCACACAAGGGAGAAACCAUAUAAAUGCAUGGAGUGCGGAAAGAGCUUCCGUUUUAAUGGAAACCUUAGAACACAUCAACGGACUCACACAGGGGAGAAACCAUUUAAAUGCAUGGAGUGCGGAAAGAGCUUCAGUCAGAAUGGAAAUCUUAGAAACCAUCAGCAGACACACAAGGGAGAAACUGUUUAAAUGUAUGGACUAAGAAGGAGCUUCAGUCAGAGUGGAACCCUUGAUUUAUAUCAACAAACUCAUACAAAACACAAACCUUAUAAAUAUCAGGAAAGUAGAUAAAGGUUCAGUCCUAAUGCAAGUUCUAAAUCAACAGACUCACGGACAGGAAGAAGUUUAGUACUUGAAACCCUUCAAACUAUCAACAACCUCAAAGAGGAGAAGCAGUUUAAAUGAAAAGAUUGCAAAACAUGCUUUAUUUACAAAGGAGUGUUUAAGGAACAUCAGGGACUCUCACAUGGACAAACCCAUUUAGAUGUUUGGAGUGUGGGACGUCUUCCUCUCAGAGUCCACUCUUUUCUUCACAGCAAUGAACUCAGCAGGACAUCACUCAUUAACACAUGUUGUGUUUGUGAAGUUCUGGUAUUUAUGCGUAAAAGUCUAUAGUAAUGAAAUAUUGAAGGCAUUGUCAAACAACGUGAUUAUGAUCGAAUGUUUAAAGUACCUUUCGACAGAGAAAGGGUGAGGGUUUAUCUGGAUUGCUGGUGGUCAGGGAGGAUUAGGGCUGGGCGAUGUAUUGUCCAAACUGGUUUCUAGACCACAUCAUGAUGACCUUCCAAAAACAAUGGAUAUGGCAACACACCACAGAUCCCAGUGUGUGUUUCUGGGAUGCUCAUUUGCCUGGAAGCAGCCGGCAGAAAGCUUUUCUUCGUGAAGCCCCUGCAGAUGCUGAGUUGCUGACUUCCCUCCCA
This is a messenger RNA of Podarcis muralis (Common wall lizard), 2912 nucleotides long. The record is from RefSeq and is a predicted model, not a curated record. Lineage: Eukaryota; Metazoa; Chordata; Lepidosauria; Squamata; Lacertidae.